CUCCCGCCCCCGCCUGGAGUCCGACGUGGAAGUUGCUGGCUAAGUGGGCUUGCGAGGAAACCGCCUCGGAGCUGCAGCCGAAGGCCAAGGAAUCACUGAAGAUCGGCGAGGGAGGACAGGCGGUUCAUCAUGGGUGGCUUUUUCUCAAGUAUAUUUUCCAGUCUGUUUGGAACUCGGGAAAUGAGGAUUUUAAUUUUGGGAUUAGAUGGAGCAGGAAAAACCACAAUUUUGUACAGAUUACAAGUUGGAGAAGUUGUUACUACUAUACCUACCAUUGGAUUUAAUGUAGAGACGGUGACAUACAAAAACCUUAAAUUCCAAGUCUGGGAUUUAGGAGGACAGACAAGUAUCAGGCCAUACUGGAGAUGUUACUAUUCAAACACAGAUGCAGUCAUUUAUGUAGUAGACAGUUGUGACCGAGACCGAAUUGGCAUUUCCAAAUCGGAGUUAGUUGCCAUGUUGGAGGAAGAAGAGCUGAGAAAAGCCAUUUUAGUGGUGUUUGCAAAUAAACAGGACAUGGAACAGGCCAUGACUUCCUCAGAGAUGGCAAAUUCACUUGGGUUACCUGCCUUGAAGGACCGAAAAUGGCAAAUAUUCAAAACAUCAGCAACCAAAGGCACUGGCCUUGAUGAGGCAAUGGAAUGGUUAGUUGAAACAUUAAAAAGCAGACAGUAAUUCAGUCCGUUCUUCUCCCCUGAAACGAAGACUACAUCACCCUUCGGAAACAGACAAGUGUACUUCACACUACUAGAUGUUAAAACUAUAUGAUUGUUGGCAUAUACUGACUGACUGCAAUGUUUGUGGUAAAUAGGGAAAAGAAAUAUUUGGUUGGAGGGAUAAUUCGAUCGAAUCACCUGAAUGUUCUAUGUAAUGUAAAAUAUUCUUUUCUUGCUUUCUUGUGUUAAGGUAUAUAUUCUAUUUGUAUGGAAUUCUUAUUCAAAUACAGUUCUAUUAAAGAAUGUACUCCUAUUGGAUGAAAAAACCUAUUUUUGAAUAGUAGUUGCAGCUUGUUUGUAUAAAUACUAAAAAAUAUCUUAACAGAUUUUUUCCCCCUUAAAAUGAAUUAUCUUUCCAAAGAUUAGACUCAGUAGAGUAGGUGAGGAACAUAGUGUGUAUAAUAUAAUCUUUAUUUGCUUAUCUGACCACUUUUUAUUAAGCUGUUUUGUUUAAAAGCUUUUGGUUCUAGGCAUGAAUAUUAUUUUGAUGGUUAACUUCAUUGACUUAUCUGCAAUUGUCAUUUUAUAGUACUUUACAGUUGUCAAAAAAAAAUCUUAUGUUGACUUAGCUGAUCUGUACAGGAAGCUUGUGAAGUAGGUAGGACAGGUUAUGAUGUCUUCACUGUAUGGACAUGGACCCAGGUUGGCUUGCCCAAGGUCACCUGCUAGCUAGUAAGGUGGGAAUAAGGCUCAAAGUAAAACUUUUGGUUCAGAAGCCUGACUUAUAAACUAUACUAUAUAUUCCCAAAAAUGUCAGUAUUGACAACACAGUCUAACUCUUUAAUAAAAUUAUGCUAAUUAAAGCAGUUACAUUCAAAA
Cercocebus atys (sooty mangabey) is the source of this 1535-nucleotide messenger RNA. RefSeq names its product ADP-ribosylation factor-like 1 (gene ARL1). The coding region runs from base 130 to 675 and encodes 181 amino acids. The record is from RefSeq and is a predicted model, not a curated record. Gene Ontology annotation, cellular component: Golgi apparatus; cytoplasm. The transcript has a single exon. Lineage: Eukaryota; Metazoa; Chordata; Mammalia; Primates; Cercopithecidae. Gene Ontology annotation, molecular function: GTPase activity; GTP binding. Gene Ontology annotation, biological process: intracellular protein transport; vesicle-mediated transport.